This is a messenger RNA of Exophiala bonariae, 462 nucleotides long. RefSeq lists its product as uncharacterized. The transcript has a single exon. The coding region runs from base 1 to 462 and encodes 153 amino acids. Lineage: Eukaryota; Fungi; Ascomycota; Eurotiomycetes; Chaetothyriales; Herpotrichiellaceae. The record is from RefSeq and is a predicted model, not a curated record.
AUGUCCACAGCCUUCACCUCACCACGGGCGCUCGAGCCCUUCCCACUAUUCAUCGACUCGGCGCCGCCCAACAGCGCGAACUACUUCUCGUCACCCAUCGCCAUGGCGGCGGUACAGCUCGUAGCCGCCGCCUCGUCCAGUACCUCCGCGUCUUCCACGACAUCCGUUGCCUCACUGCUACCCUCCUCCCUCAAACGCCCCACCCUCGUCAUCCACCGCCGCCUCUCCAACUACGUCCGCCUGCGCUACUACCAAUACGAAGUCACGUUCGGCGUUUAUAUGAUGACGCCGCGCGAGAAGUGGAUCUUCAAUGCCGUGAUCCUGAGCAUAGCCGCCAUGAUUCUCUAUGCGGCGACUUGGGGCAUGCGGGCUUUCCUCGUCGGUUGGUUGUGUCGCCUGAUCUGGUAUCUUGUCGGCGAUGGCGCCGGAAAUAGCGUGCUGGAGGUUUGUGCAAAAGGUUGA